ACAUGGCUGCCAGCGAAUGUCAGGGAGCGGGGCUGCGUGGGCCGCAGCUGUGUUAGGAGCCCUGGGUCACAAUGAGGAGAUGGACACAGCCUGGAAGGAAGAAGCAGACGCAGAUAAUACAGGAGGGGGGGCAGGUCUCAGCUGUGCGGGGGCUGUAUCACUACUGGGGGCACUUCUAGAAUAGGAUCCAUCUCUGUGUGUGACCUCGGAAAUGGUGACAGAUGUCACAACCAGUUAGGAUCCUUGCGCCGGCUUUCAACGUCCAAUGGCAAAUUCCCAUUAUGCGGGCAUUUAGUGUGUUCUAGACAAACCCCCUCCCUGUCCUGUGUCUUAUUCCUCCUUUCUCUCUCCAUCUGAGAUCGGCUGGACCCAGGGGACCAGGGCUCAUCUCCUCACUGCCUCUCUCUCUCUCCCUCCCCCUCCUCAUUCUCACUGUCACCAGCUUCCUAUCUAGAUGUCAUCGCCCAGCCCAGAACAAGAGGUCAGACUGAGCAUCUGCCCCGGGUACCACCCACCGGGUCACUCUGCCCUGCUCCCAGGUGAGGCGGCUGAGGAAUGACCGUCUCAUCCAACACCUGCCAACUGCCCCACAUCAGAGCCACGCCAGACGGACCUGCCCUGAGAUCGCCAGCUCCUCUCCAGAGCACAGGUGCAGUAGAGCGCAAAGAUGAUGCUGAGUCCAGAACAGGUGGAUUCAGACCAACCGUCGGCCCAGUCCGAGUCUGACUCCGCAGUGAGCGAGACAAAGGGAGGCAGUGUGUCUGAGACCGAGGGAGGAGGCUGUGGGACUCCGUGUCUUCCCCCACAACUGAGCCGUGAGGAGAAGAGGCGGAAAAGACGAGCCACCGCCAAGUAUCGUUCAGCACAUGCUACCAGGGAACGAAUCCGCGUGGAGGCCUUUAACGUGGCCUUUGCCGAGCUACGAGGCCUUCUGCCAACUCUGCCCCCAGACAAAAAGCUCUCAAAGAUUGAGAUCCUGCGCCUGGCGAUCUGCUACAUCUCCUACCUCAACCAUGUGUUGGAUGUCUAGAUGGUGCAUGGACGAUCUGUAGGACAUGGGGCCAUAUGGCAGGCAUUACAUGAUGGACCCUGCUAGUGUGGGAGGGCAGUGCUGUGGUUAGACUGACAGGUGGAAGCAAUGCCAUGGUUAGGUGUGUCCCUCACAGACCCAGUAGUCACUGGUGAGAGCCCAGUGUGACUCAUGGCUUGGUGACCACUGGCUCAGAGACAUUAGCCUCUUCCAGGCUGAGACUGAGCCUCCGGCCAGCACCAGUCAGUAGCUAUAGGCAGCAAGUAAAACAAUGUGCAUUAAUUCAUAGGUUAUUGGACCAAAGGUGACUGUGUGGUGGUUCCGUGUCUUAGAGGUGCCUAUUCUUAAUGUAGCAGUGAAGACACCUUGUGGCAGAUGUGUGUGUUAUCUGUGUAGAUUAACAGUGCCACAUAGUGGCUGCUUUGUAUAUUACAUGAGCACAUACAGUACAUACAUGCGUAUAUACGUGGUUGUGUGUAUAUACACACACAUGUAUACAUUCCUUAUGACCAAGUAACCUCCUCUGGGGCCCCCCUUCCCCUUACUUAUGUGGUAGUUGGAAAUAUAUGUUGUUCCGCCCUCUUACUGUGGUACUGUAACUACAGCGCUCUCUCUGUAUCCUCUGCGUGGGAAUGGGUGCGGUAUACGCUACAUGUGAUGCUGGAUAAUGCUGCAGCCUAACCGCACAAAUAGCCUAACCCUAACCUCCCUAACCUCACCCCCCAUAGCCUAACCCUAACCUCCCUAACCUCACCCCCCCAUAGCCUAACCCUAACCUCCCUAACCUCACCCCCCAUAGCCUAACCCUAACCUCCCUAACCUCACCCCCCCCAUAGCCUAACCCUAACCUCCCUAACCUCACCCCCCAUAGCCUAACCCUAACCUCCCUAACCUCACCCCCCCAUAGCCUAACCCUAACCUCCCUAACCUCACCCCCCAUAGCCUAACCCUAACCUCCCUAACCUCACCCCCCCAUAGCCUAACCCUAACCUCCCUAACCUCACCCCCCAUAGCCUAACCCUAACCUCCCUAACCUCACCCCCCAUAGCCUAACCCUAACCUCCCUAACCUCACCCCCCAUAGCCUAACCCUAACCUCCCUAACCUCACCCCCCCAUAGCCUAACCCUAACCUCCCUAACCUCACCCCCCCAUAGCCUAACCCUAACCUCCCUAACCUCACCCCCCCAUAGCCUAACCCUAACCUCCCUAACCUCACCCCCCCAUAGCCUAACCCUAACCUCCCUAACCUCACCCCCCCAUAGCCUAACCCUAACCUCCCUAACCUCACCCCCCCAUAGCCUAACCCUAACCUCCCUAACCUCACCCCCCCAUAGCCUAACCCUAACCUCCCUAACCUCACCCCCCCAUAGCCUAACCCUAACCUCCCUAACCUCACCCCCCCAUAGCCUAACCCUAACCUCCCUAACCUCACCCCCCAUAGCCUAACCCUAACCUCACCCCCUCCCCCAUAGCCUAACCGUAACCUCACCCUCCCCAUAGCCUAACCCUAACCUUACCCUCCCCAUAGCCUAACCCUAACCUUACCCUCCCCAUAGCCUAACCCUAACCUCCCUAACCUCACCCAUAGCCUAACCGUAACCUCACCCCCCAUAGCCUAACCCUAUCCUCCCCCCUCCCCCAUAGCCUAACCGUAACCUCACCCUCCCCAUAGCCUAACCCUAACCUUACCCUCCCCAUAGCCUAACCCUAACCUUACCCUCCCCAUAGCCUAACCCUAACCUCGCCCUCCCCAUAGCCUAACCCUAACCUUACCCUCCCCAUAGCCUAACCCUAACCUCGCCCUCCCCAUAGCCUAACCCUAACCUUCCUGGCUGGCAGACAUCAACGCGGCUCCUGCUGACAUGUUGAACCAUACUGACAUUCUAGCAUCGACAUUGAGUUGUUGACAUUAGGAAUGCCAUCAUGGUUACUGUGGACCAUCGGUCAGAUGGUCCACAGUAACCAUGAUGGCAUUCCUAAUGUCAUUCUACCCACGCAGAUACAGUGGUCAUU
This is a messenger RNA of Pseudophryne corroboree (corroboree frog), 3044 nucleotides long. RefSeq names its product nescient helix-loop-helix 2 (gene NHLH2). The transcript is spliced from 2 exons. Gene Ontology annotation, molecular function: protein dimerization activity; DNA-binding transcription factor activity, RNA polymerase II-specific; RNA polymerase II cis-regulatory region sequence-specific DNA binding. NCBI's taxonomy places the organism in Eukaryota, Metazoa, Chordata, Amphibia, Anura, Myobatrachidae. The record is from RefSeq and is a predicted model, not a curated record. The coding region runs from base 668 to 1030 and encodes 120 amino acids. Gene Ontology annotation, biological process: regulation of transcription by RNA polymerase II.